UGUGCGGCGGCUUUGCAGCCCUCUCCUUCCCCUCCUCCGGUCUUGCGGAUUCGCACGGCGGAGCUGGAGAAGCGGUGGCAGCAGAGGCAGCCGGGCAGGGAGGCUCUUACAGGCUGGUGCUUCCACCCUGACAUUGCGGACUCGGCUCUCUGCCUUGACAGGGGUGGGUGGGUAAAAUAACCAGCAGUUACAGGCAGCGGCGAGACAGAGGAGGAGAAGGAGGAAGAAGAAGCGGGCGGGGGGAAAAAUAUAAAAAAGAAGCCGUGCGAGGCGACUGUUGAUCGAAAUAUCUGGAAGAUUAACCUUCAUCAGCCAGGAUGGGAAAUGAAGCAAGCUAUCCCCUGGAAAUGUGCUCACAUUUUGAUGCUGAUGAGAUUAAACGACUAGGAAAACGAUUUAAGAAACUGGAUUUGGACAAUUCUGGCUCACUAAGCGUAGAGGAAUUUAUGUCUCUGCCUGAGUUGCAACAGAACCCACUAGUACAGCGAGUUAUAGAUAUAUUUGACACAGAUGGAAAUGGUGAAGUUGACUUUAAAGAAUUUAUUGAAGGGGUCUCCCAAUUUAGUGUUAAAGGUGACAAAGAACAGAAAUUGCGAUUUGCUUUCCGCAUCUAUGACAUGGAUAAGGAUGGGUACAUCUCUAAUGGAGAGCUUUUCCAGGUGCUGAAGAUGAUGGUUGGGAACAAUCUAAAGGACACUCAGCUACAGCAAAUUGUAGACAAAACCAUAAUUAAUGCAGAUAAGGAUGGAGAUGGAAGAAUAUCCUUUGAAGAGUUUUGUGCAGUCGUAGGAGGCCUAGACAUCCACAAAAAGAUGGUGGUUGAUGUGUGACCUCUUCAAGACUCCACCCAACACUUCUGCUUUCUUCUCCAUUUCUGAAGAUCUGCCCAAAUGUCCAGCAAUGCUUUGUGUAUUUAAUGAAAGUAUUUUCUCUGUGAAGCCACUUUUUCCAACAUGAGCCUCAUGAAGCCAACUAAGUGUUAUUGAACUUCAAUUCUCUCAAUAACCCAGUGUAGCACUUUAAAAUCUGAAGGACAGCUGAAAAGGAGCAUCUCAGUGUGGUGAAGGGGCAGGGGUUGGAUUUUUAUUUAUUUCAUUCUCAUCUUUUAUAAUAAGGAAGUAUAUCUAUAGCUUUGUAAAUGUAAAUGUAGUAAGUUGGGCUUCAAUAAACGAUGCAGAGACUUGAUUUAAAAUAAAGUAGUCAACGAAGUGCCAAGCAUGGAUUACACAAACCAUUUUAAAAAUACUUUUGUCAUUGUUUUUAUUUGGUUCCCCAUUAUGUAUUUCAUUUCAUAAUAGAUUAAAAAACUAUUGGAAAAAUAGUUGAUUCUUGUGAGCAGGGUUUACUUAUACUGUUGUUUUGGUAUGUUGACUAUUACUGUAAACAUCACUUCUGAUCACAUGUAAUAAAUGUUCCAUAUUUUGAGUUCCUUUUUAGGGACUCUUUUAGCUAGUUCAUCUUCAGUAAUUCCUCUAGCAUAAUGUAGAUGCCAAGAAUUUUAUUCAAGUAUAAAUGGCAGGAUGGAUUAGGUGGCAGAUCUUUGUAUAGCUAUGGUAAUUUGGUGAGGAUUACCAAUUAGAUAUUUAACCACAAGUCAUUAUCUUUGCAGUUAAAUUGAUUUAACCAAUGAUCCAAUUUGCAGGGAAACUUGGCUUGGGAAAACAGCGUAACCUCCAACUACUUUAUUAAUAAUGCAGUUCAUUGCACCAUGGAUUGAAAAUUGUCUUAAUCUUGUUUCAGAUGGAUGUCUUUUUCAGUUUGAACUCCUGCAUAUUGUCAACCACUUACGAUCUUGAUUUUAGUACAUGUGCAGUGUGAGAGGAAUGAGCUGUUCUAAUUCUUAUCGUUUUUUUGGUUUUUAAAGUAAACAAAAUUUACAAUAAUUAGCUACUUAAUCCAGUCUCUUCAUUUUAAUAUCUGUUGGGAAAAGGUUGGGGGUUAGAUUAUUUUUUUUUUUGCAAAGAUUGUUCAAGCGCCUCUGUACUGUUGCUGUUCCUUCAGUUAAGUGCUGCACACUAGUGGGCUCUGACUAUGCGUGAGAGAUCCAGGUGCUUGGUGUCCUUGCAUGAUCAACUUUUUGCAUGUAGAUUGACUGAAAUGUUCCUCUUGUUUACAUAAAUUACAAUGUUCAUAAAAGUUGCCAAAUGCUGGUAAAUGUUGAAGAAGAAGAACUCCAAUUUUCUUCCUCUGGAUCAGUACAUGGCUUGUAAUUAUAGCCAGUUGUAUCUGCUCCAGUGUCAACUGCCAUGUGCUCUGUUUCAAGGGGAAUCUAGUCUUGUGAAUUUAUUUGUACAUAUUUGUUAGUCAUGUAGGGAAAAUGUUCCCUUUGCUUGUGCAUAAUUUGACUGCAGUCUGAAAUCGUGUACAUCUUUUUCCUUAAUACAAAGGAAUGUUUUUAGUUUUAUGUAGGGGGUGGUAAAAGUGAAUGUUGAGUUUUCUUCUCUGCAUGCUGCAUCAUAUGCGGUGGGACUAUUGGAACCUUCAUACUGUAUAAGUAAAUGGAAAUAAAAUAUUUGAAACUGUU
Pristis pectinata (smalltooth sawfish) is the source of this 2524-nucleotide messenger RNA. Its product is annotated as calcineurin subunit B type 1-like. Gene Ontology annotation, molecular function: calcium-dependent protein serine/threonine phosphatase regulator activity; calcium ion binding. The record is from RefSeq and is a predicted model, not a curated record. NCBI's taxonomy places the organism in Eukaryota, Metazoa, Chordata, Chondrichthyes, Rhinopristiformes, Pristidae.